This is a messenger RNA of Gryllus bimaculatus (two-spotted cricket), 2080 nucleotides long. NCBI's taxonomy places the organism in Eukaryota, Metazoa, Arthropoda, Insecta, Orthoptera, Gryllidae. The record is from the annotation of a GenBank genome assembly.
CGCUUUCUGUAUACGACAACCGCGAAGCAAGCAAACGUCCUGGAAACUUUAGCUGAAGUUCGUUACGUCCAAAGAUAUUGGAAAUAACAUUUUAGGCUUGUUACCGUGAUACCCAAUUAAUUUCCUACAAUUUUCAACCUGUUAAGUAAAUAGUCUGCUGACCUAAACGCAGUUUUCAAAUACUACGUUUAUUCAGUGUUCUUGAUCAUUUGCAUUAAGUUUGUAAAAUAAUUAAUCCCAAGUUUAAUUUACACAACACAAAUUUCAUUUCGAUACUGUACGGUGAUUUACAUAUCCAUUAUACUGCCGCAUGGGAUAAGUGUUAUUGUUAAAUGUAUUUUGUGUGUGUUACUAAUACACAUCCAUACAAUCAAUAAACUCUGGGCAAUUUCUUCGAAAAUGGGUGAUUCAUUGUGGGAAGAUAAAGAAGUAAUGUUUGAUGUAUCACUGUUUAAAUUGAAAAUGAGACCUGGUGAAAAAGUUCUCGAUAGAAUGGAUUCUAUAGAAGAUACAAAAGGAAAUGGGGGUGAUGUGGGACGUUUAAUUGUAACAAAUUUAAGAAUAAUAUGGCAUUCGCUGGCUAUUCCAAGAAUUAAUUUAUCUAUUGGAUACAAUUGCAUUAUUACAACAGCUGUGCGUACUGUAAAUUCUAAAUUAUGUGGAACUACAGAAGCAUUACAUAUAUUAACAAAAGGUAACAAUUCAAGAUUUGAAUUCAUAUUUACAAAUCUUGUACUGGGAAAUGCAAGACAUCUGACUUCAAUAAUGGGUGUACAUAAGGCGUAUAACUCAACCCGAAUAUAUCGAGAGUUAAAAUUGCGAAGUGCCAUUGUGCAGAAUAAGAAAUUAAAAAUACUUCCUCUUGAACAGGUUGUUAACACCAUAAAUGGUGUUUGGAAUCUAUCUAGUGAUCAGGGAAACCUGGGUACAUUUAUUAUAACUAAUGUUCGACUUGUGUGGUUUGCGGAUAUGAAUGAGAACUUCAAUAUCUCUCUUCCUUACCUGCAAAUAACACACAUCAGAAUCAGACAAUCUAAAUUUGGUACUGCUUUGGUAGUGGAAAGUGCAGAAGGUAGUGGAGGAUAUGUACUUGGUUUUCGGGUUGAUCCAGCUGACAAAUUACAAGAUGUUUGUAAACAAUUAUCAUCGCUACAAAAAGUUUAUAGUCAAAAUCCGAUUUUUGGAGUGCAGUAUGUAUUAGAUCAGCAACGUGCAGUUCCAGAGGGAACUCAGGUUUUUACUGAUGAUGUUGAAGAAUUUGAUGAGUCCAGUGAUGUAAUGUCCAAUGCAUUUGUAGCAUAUUUUGCUGAUGGAAAUUUUACCCAGGACCAAGAACCUGAAUAUUGCAGUGAUAUUGGGCUAGCUAUAGAGAAACCUAAGGAAGGUUACACUCUUCAAAGUUUGUGGGAUAUAAUUCCUUUGUAAGACACCAAAUGUUCUUAAGACUUUUAAUAAUGCAUUUAUUAUCUACUACAACUGUUUACCCGAAAGAAUUUUCAGUGUUGUAUCCAUUAUAAAAUUCAAAUGGAAAACCCACUUCGAAAAAAAUUCCAGUUGAAGUAAGUGAAUUUUGGGCUCCUUUGGAUCACUUUUGAAAAUUUCGAAACUCACCUCUAACUACAAGAACAAAAAAUGAAAAAACCCUAAUUUUGCAAAACUUGAAAUCAUUUGCGCCAUAAUUUUGAGCUAAUUUUGGUCUCUUUCGUGAUAUAACGUUUUUUUUUGCAACCCCAUAACUCGCUGAAAUGAUGGUUUCAAAAAUGGGGGUGGUAAAGUUAAGCACACCCACCCACUCAAAAUUCAAAAAAAAAAAAAUUGUAAGGUCGAUGCAUGUAAAUUUUGAGCUCCUUUGGGACACUUUCCAAAAUUUUCAAAAUAUCUCCAAAGUUCGAGUACAUUCGAGUACAUAAUCACCCCAAUUUCUCAAAAUUAAAAAAAUCAUGUGCCAUAAUUUUGGUUCUUUAGUUACACCAAAAACAUGUUUUCUGCUACAUUACAACGCAUCGAAAUCAACUUUGCAAAAAUGACGAUGGAGAAGCUAGCACCCUACUUGCUGAAAACAAGGAAAUCUGAAGAGGGA